Molecule: messenger RNA, 477 nt
Organism: Fusarium musae
Lineage: Eukaryota; Fungi; Ascomycota; Sordariomycetes; Hypocreales; Nectriaceae
Exons: 3
Coding region: 1-477 (158 amino acids)
Source: RefSeq, a predicted model, not a curated record
AUGUCCUGCUCUCUGCAAAACCCCGUCAUUCCCAGAACUACGGAUACUAUUCUUGCGACCAAGCAGGACGAUUUCCAAUUCGAUUCCGAGCGUUUCGGCCGGCCGCUUUGCGAAGUCCCCUUAUUCCAGACCGCGACGAUCCCGUCCACGCUCGCUAAGGAUCACAAGCCUGCUGCUUUCAAGCCAAGCUUUAGCAUCAUGCCAUGCCAAUAUGCGCGUAGCAUUGAGACCGCAGAGCCAGGGCCAGAGCCGCCGCGGAAGAGCAGCAGCGGCUCCAAGCGGAAGUACAAGAGUCUCGGAACCGAGGGUUGGCGGAGCUACUAUUUCCUGUCCCUGCGUGCGGGAACACAAAGCACCCAAGGCGUCGGAUCAUACAAGGUCAUGCGAGUUCUGCCAUGUAACCGAGACGCCGAAAUGGAGGUCUGGACCAUCGGGACGUCGUACCCUCUGCAACGUCUGUGGAUUGCUGUACGCUAA